Striga hermonthica is the source of this 687-nucleotide messenger RNA. The record is from the annotation of a GenBank genome assembly. NCBI's taxonomy places the organism in Eukaryota, Viridiplantae, Streptophyta, Magnoliopsida, Lamiales, Orobanchaceae.
AUGAGCUUCACCACCACCGCAACACGCCAUUCAUCUUCCAAGUCUUCUCGUUCUUCACGCCAGUGCAACAUCUGUGGUCGAUCUGGACAUGAUGCCACAAUUUGUUUUCGGGUUAAACUAUGCCCCCAUUGCAACCGGACGGGUCAUGACUCUCGUCGAUGCUACGAAAUCGUUGGCUAUCCUCCAAGAUGGUCCGGCUCAUCUAAGACAACUCCUACUUGUUCAUCUCUGACGACACAAGGGAACAACACCUCCGUCUCUUCGGCUGGGCAUGGUCGAGGGUCUAUUUCUUCUAAUUCGGCCAAAGUCCACGUUGCAGGUGUUAUUGGGACCAUUGGGUCUGAUCUUGUUGGCCCAGUUCUGUUAAUCCUCCUAUCCAUUUUGGCACUUACGGGACUAACUCAGUCUCAACAUCUACAGUUUCCUUUUUCUGCGCCACCUGCUUAUGAGUUUGAUUAUGUACCACUUCAUUCUUCUACACCGUGGCCUACUACUGAUGAUUCGUCUUCAUCGACUCAUGAUUCUGCGCUGGUCAACUCUCUCGACCCAGCAUCCUCAUCUCUUUCUAGAGAUACUGAGGUCAGAGGGGUUCUGACUCUAUGGUCUCUACUGAGCUCUUGGGACGUGGCCACCGGACGAAGUUUCCUUCCGUCAGACUACGAGAUCAUGUCACCAACACUAUUAUAG